UUAAUUAUUUCCUUUAUCACUUUAGGUAUUUCUGGGAAAAGCCAGCUUCUGUUUGCACUGGUCUUCACUACCCGUUAUCUGGACCUCUUCACUUCAUUCAUUUCAUUGUAUAACACAUCUAUGAAGCUCAUCUACAUCGCUUGCUCGUACGCCACCGUGUACCUGAUCUACAUGAAGUUCAAGGCCACCUACGAUGGAAACCAUGACACCUUCCGAGUGGAGUUCCUGAUAGUUCCUGUUGGUGGGCUCUCUUUUCUUGUCAAUCAUGACUUCUCUCCACUGGAGAUACUGUGGACCUUCUCCAUCUAUCUUGAAUCGGUUGCUAUUCUCCCUCAACUUUUUAUGAUCAGCAAAACUGGGGAAGCAGAGACCAUCACUACUCACUAUCUUUUCUUCUUGGGUCUGUACCGUGCCUUGUACUUAGUCAACUGGAUUUGGCGCUACUACUUUGAGGGAUUUUUUGACCUCAUAGCUGUUGUUGCUGGUGUGGUCCAGACCGUUCUGUACUGUGACUUCUUCUAUUUGUAUGUUACAAAAGUUCUCAAGGGAAAGAAGCUCAGUUUGCCAGCGUAAGUGCCAAAACAUCACCAGCAUCUGUCCUUUUGGAUGCUUGGACAGAACAAUCCUUAUCACAAGCAAAGGUGAAGAUGCUUGAGACAGAAAGUCAGAAACACAGCUCUUUAUAGUGCAGGUAGUCAUCAGCGGCUCUGUAAGAACGGAGGAAAAACAACCAGCAGAUUUCUGUUUGAUGCAUCUUGCCUUUAUCUUUUUUAUUACUA
Ficedula albicollis (Collared flycatcher) is the source of this 779-nucleotide messenger RNA. It is a transcript of the gene KDELR2, whose product is annotated as KDEL endoplasmic reticulum protein retention receptor 2. Gene Ontology annotation, molecular function: ER lumen protein retrieval receptor activity. The record is from RefSeq and is a predicted model, not a curated record. The annotation marks the transcript as partial. Gene Ontology annotation, cellular component: membrane; endoplasmic reticulum; cis-Golgi network. Gene Ontology annotation, biological process: protein retention in ER lumen; endoplasmic reticulum to Golgi vesicle-mediated transport. The transcript has 4 exons. NCBI's taxonomy places the organism in Eukaryota, Metazoa, Chordata, Aves, Passeriformes, Muscicapidae.